AACAAGCAUGUGUGACAAAAUCGGCAUUGUAUUUUUCAACACAUUUUAUUUCUUUUAGUGUCCAUCUUUCACAUGAGAAACUUCAUGGCUUCUUGGAAUCUCCUUGCUCUUCUGUUCUUUCUCCCUUUACCGCAGAUUCUGUGCAUCAGGUUUGCAGUUUCUGCUGAUCAGUUGCCUGCCAUAAACGCGUUCAACUGCUCGUUAGACCAAAGCAAGACGUGCAAUUCCUUGCUCUACCAGAGCAAUGGUCUUCAGCCGGAAGAAAUUGCAGGCUAUUACCAGGUUAAUGCAUCGGAUAUCAAGAACGUUACAAAUGGUAACAAACUAAGUUAUCUAGUCCAAGUACCUUGUUCUUGCAAAAAUGUCAAUGGGACUAUUGGGUAUUUUUAUGACACGGUCUAUAAGGUGAAGGCCGGAGACUCAUUUGUGAACGUGUCGGCUUGGUACUAUAGUGGCCAAGCCUGGCCGGUUGGAGGAGAAGAACGGACUUAUAUUCCAGACACGGAAGUUCCUGUCCAUCUUCUUUGUGGCUGUGUACAAAGUGAAGAUCAAGUUGUUGUGACUUAUACAGUCCAGCAGCAGGAUACACUGUCAAAAAUCGGGGAUGAUUUAUCUGCUGAAGUGAGCAAGAUUCAGGACCUAAACACAAAUUUGGCUCAAAAUUCAACAUAUAUUCAAGCAGAUUGGGUGCUGUUUGUUCCCAUGGAGAUAAAUGGACUUCCUGUACCGCGGGAUGUUGACAGGAUGUUUCAGGCAGGACGUAGUCACAAGUGGGUGAUAAUAGUUGGAGUAUUAGCAGCAGCGUCUCUGUUAUCAAUAUGCACAUUGGCCAUUAUCCUUGUCAGGCGUCAGAGAUCCCGGAAAUACAAUGAGGAGGACCUAAAAGCUCAUGUAUCAAAAACAAUGAGCGCCCAUAAAUCAUUCUCCUUGCAGAACAAAUUCCUGCAAAGAGAAGAUAUCACGGGUUUUGAGUCAGAAAGACCAGUAGUAUAUAGCAUUGAGGAGAUUGCAGAGGCAACAAUGGACUUUGAUGAAACUAGGAAAAUUGGAGAGGGCGGAUAUGGGAGUGUGUAUUUUGGGGUACUAGGAGAAAAGGAGGUUGCGGUAAAGAAGAUGAGAUCAAACAAGACCAAGGAGUUUUUAGCAGAGCUCAAGGUCUUAUGCAAGAUACACCACAUAAAUGUGGUGGAGCUCUUGGGGUAUGCCAGUGCAGAAGACUACCUCUAUCUAGUAUACGAAUAUGUUUCUAACGGAUCUCUUGGUGAUCAUCUUCAUGAUCCUUUAUUAAAAGGUCACCAGCCUCUCUCUUGGACUGCAAGAACACAGAUUGCGCUGAAUACAGCAAAGGGUAUUGAGUAUAUUCAUGAUCACACAAAAUCCCGGUAUGUGCACCGUGACAUAAAGACAACUAACAUCCUACUUGAUGAAAGGCUUAGAGCAAAGGUUGCAGACUUUGGAUUGGCAAAACUUGUCGGAAGAACCAAUGAAGAUGAUUUUGUGGCAACUCGCCUGGUUGGAACCCCCGGAUACCUACCUCCAGAGUGUGUGAAGGAGCUGCAGGUGACCACUAAAACCGAUGUUUUUGCAUUUGGAGUAGUCUUGGCAGAGCUUAUAACUGGUCAGCGUGCACUCAUUCGUGACAACCGAGAACCUAACAAGAUGAAAUCACUCAUCACAGUAAUUAAUAAAAUCUUCCAAGAUGAAGAUCCCGUAAAAGUAUUACAAUCUGUCAUUGAUGGCAAUCUCAAAGGAAGCUAUCCUACAGAAGACGUGUACAGGAUGGCAGAAAUAGCUGACUGGUGUCUUAGUGAAGAUCCAAUCAGCAGACCAGAGAUGCGUGAAAUCGUCGUGGCACUGUCUCAGACCAUGAUUUCUUCUGUGGAAUGGGAAGCCUCACUGGGAGGAAACAGUCAGGUUUUUAGCGGAGUUUUCAGUGGGCGAUAACAAGUUUAGGUAGCAUGUGAUUGCAGUUUCCAAAAGAGCCUCUUGUAAGCACAACAACAGUGACAACUUUGUUUAUUUUUAGUAAGAACAGAGGAUGGAUAUCGAAUUAUGUAUACAUUGCUGCACUUUGAUAAUUAUUAAAAUAAUAAAAAUAGCUUGCUGUA
This is a messenger RNA of Daucus carota subsp. sativus, 2108 nucleotides long. RefSeq names its product lysM domain receptor-like kinase 3. Gene Ontology annotation, biological process: innate immune response; protein phosphorylation. NCBI's taxonomy places the organism in Eukaryota, Viridiplantae, Streptophyta, Magnoliopsida, Apiales, Apiaceae. Bases 73 to 1944 code for a protein of 623 amino acids. The transcript is spliced from 10 exons. The record is from RefSeq and is a predicted model, not a curated record. Gene Ontology annotation, molecular function: ATP binding; transmembrane receptor protein kinase activity.